AUGCAAUUUUACAAAUUUUUUCAUGAAAACCCACUUUCUGUAGAUAUUUAGGCUUUAGGCUUUUAAUGUGCUAUAGGUUUUAAAGAAGGGUUGAAGUUCUUUUUUAUUUUAGAAGAUGAAUUAAAAUUAGCUUAUAGUGAAUAUAAUAUAAAGGGUUGUUAUUCCACAAAAUAUAGUGAAGGUGGUAAUUUACUUGCUGCUAGUAAUUAUAAUAUAAUAUGUAUUUAUAAUCAUAAUACAUUCGAAUAAUUAAUAUAAUUAAAUGGUCAUUCUGGAUAUAUAAAAAAACUUAAAUGGACCUAAGAAGAUACAUAAAUAUAAUCUAAUUGUUCAUAAGGAAUAUUUAAUUGCUGGAAUGUAAAUAAUUAACAAAGAAUAAUGGAACAUGCUUAUAAAUAAAUAAAAUAUACAGCCUGUGUAUACGAUAAAUUUCUAGACUGGGCAGCCUGUUGUUCUUAAGACUGUAAAGUAAAAAUAUUCGAUGACAAAGGUUAAAAUCUAAUCUAAGAGUAUGACUUUUCCCCAUAUUAUGUGACUUCUGCAUUAUUAAUAAACGAUUACCAAUGUAUAGUUUUUGGGAUGAAUACUGGUAGUUUAAGGAUUUAUUUAUGGCCUUUAGACAUAUAAACUAAACACUUAGAAUACUUUGAAAUUCCUCUUCAUUAAACUAAUGUAAUUUCAUUAUAAAGUACACCCGAUCUCGGGUUUUUAGUAUCUGCAGGAGAUGAUGGAAGCUUUUAUGUGACUAAAAUAAGGGAAUUUUAGAACGGGAAGGAAAUAGAAGUACUAUAGGCUUUCGAAGAUACUAAAUUUUCAGUCGGGAGUGUUUAUUGUUUGAAUAGUUUAUGUUUAACUAGUAAUAUUAUUGAGGAAAAUAAGAAAGACAUAAUAAAAGAGCUAGAGUUUCGUAUAUAGAACCUAAAGACAGACCAAGAAGAUGAAAAAGAGAGAUAAAUUUCAGUAAUUAAUUCUCUAUUAAAAAAACAAGAAAAUAAAAACAAUGAAAUAGUCGCUUAAUAAAAAGAAUAACUAAGUAAAAUUAUGGAAGACUGUGAUAAUAAAAUAAAGGAACUUUAACAUAAUAUUUCUAAAAUCAGAAACGAAUAUAAAGUCGAGUUUAAGAAUUUAGAAGAAAAUAAUAUGGCUACAUUACUUAAAUGUUAUUAAUAAAAAGAUCUAUUAUAAUAGGAAUAUAAUGAUUUUAUUGAAUAUGCAUAAAAUAUAGUACAAUAGGAAAAAAAAUAGUAUUAAUUAAUAUAAAAUUAAUAAGAAAAAGACUACGAAAAUUAAUUUUAGUAACUUUUUGGAAGGUUCAAUUCUUCCGAAAAUAAAUUGGAUGAAAAUCUUUUAAAAUAUAAAGAAGUUUUUAAUUAAUAAAAAGAGGUAUAUUUAUUAAUUUUAUAUAUAAAUUAUAUAUAUAUAUAUAUUAAUAAGGAACAUUUAUUAUUUGUUGAAUAAAUCAAAAUUUAAUUAUAAAAAGAAAAAAAAGAAGAAAUUAAAAGAUAGGAAGAAUUAAGAACUUCAAAUUCAAAAAAAUAAAAUGAUAUUGAUAGAUUUAAUUAAAGGAGAUUAGAAUUAGAAUCGAUUUAAAAGGAAGCUUCUAAUUAAAUUGACCAUUUAGAAGAAGAAAAAAAAAAAUUUAUUGAAAAAAACUUAAUUAUGCAAAAAUUAUUAUAAGAUAAAGAAGAUAAAAUUAACUAAAAAGAAAUAGAAAUAAAGCAAUAUAGAAAUAAAAACCAUCAUUUAUAAAAUUUCAAAACAGUUUACGAUUAUUAAGUUUAAAGUUUAAAAGAAGAGAGACUUCCAUUAGUAGUCAAUACAAAAAAUAUGGAAAAUAAUGUUAGAGGAUUAUAUAAAGAAUUAUCUGACGAAUCUGAAACAGCGAAAAAAUUUAAUUAAAAAUUAGAAGAAGCCUUAAUUUAAAGAAUAGCUUUAAAAUAAUAAUUUAAAUAAAAAAAUGAUAUUUUAUAAAUUACUCAAAAUAAAAUUUAAAACUUUGAAUAUGAUAUUUUAUAAUUAAUUUAAAAUGUAAAAUACGAAAAUUGGUUUCGUAAAAUGAACUAAAUAUAUAAUAAAUAUUUUGUAUAAAAUAGUAAACUAAAUAAUUUAAUUAAAAAAAAUGAUUUGUCCAAUAAUUCUUAAGAAAAGUUUGAUGAAAAACUCUUAAAAGCAUUAAAUAUGGGUAAUAACGACUAAAUAUAGGAUGAAUUAAUUAGACAAAGAGAUUUUAUGAGCAAAAAAAUAUAGACAAUAAGCAACUUAAAUAAAUAAACUGAAAAUGAUAGAGAUGAUGUAGUUAUUAGAGUUUAAAAUGAAAAUACUCAUUUAAUAAAAGAAUGUAAUAAAUUAAGAGAGGAAAGAAAACAAAACUUCGAAUAAUUAGGAUGUUUAUAAAAAGCUUUAGAUAUAGUCACAAAAGAAUUAAUGAGAAUUAGCUUAGGAAUAGAAGAAAAUGUAGACUAGGAAUUUAUAGAUUAAUAAUUAUUCGAUUUUGAUACUUCGAAAAUUAUACUUAAAUUAGAAUAAGAAAAAUCAAUAAUAUAAUAAAAAUAAUAAACAUAAUAAGAUUAAUAAUAAUAAUAAUAAUAGAAUUAUUAAUAAUAAUAAUAAUAUUAAAAAUAAACAAGUAAUAAUAAUUAAUAGAAAAAAUUUAGUAGAACACCUUUCUAAAUAUAUGAAGAUGAAAAAUAAUAUAAAAAACAAAAAUAUAACAACUCUUAAAGUUAUUAUUAUUCUUAAUCUCCUGUUAAAUCUAAUAUAAGUUUUAAUAAUAAUUUAUUAACUUCUUUAAUUAAAGAAAUGGAAAAGUUCUCAAAUGAUAAAAAUAUUAAUUUAAAUCAAAGACUUAAAGAAAAAGUAUAAAAUUAUCUUUAUAAUGAAGAUCCUUCUUUAACUAUUCCAAAUAUUUCUACUAUUGAUAAAACUUAUGCUGGUCAUUCUAUUGAAGAUACAAAACUAGGGCCUUAUCAUAGUAUAAAUAACGAAACACUUAAUUUGACUAAAUCAUAACCUGACAUUCUUAGUUUACUUAAAGUUAAAAAUAAUGAUUCUAUUGUUUCUAUUAAAAAUAAAUUGGUUUAAAAAAAUAAAAGUACAGGAUUAUUUCCUAAAUUAAAGAAAAUUUGA
Ichthyophthirius multifiliis is the source of this 3126-nucleotide messenger RNA. RefSeq names its product WD repeat protein. The transcript has 9 exons. The record is from RefSeq and is a predicted model, not a curated record. NCBI's taxonomy places the organism in Eukaryota, Ciliophora, Oligohymenophorea, Hymenostomatida. Gene Ontology annotation, molecular function: protein binding.